AUGAGCCAGACACUUAAGCAGGCCGCUGAAUCAGCUCGCUCAAAGACCAGCGAUGUCUUUGGAGCUGCUCGAGGCGACUCGACCGCAAUUGCCAAUGACAUCCUGCACACUCCUCUCAUGAGAGCCGCGCUUCCUUUCAUCAAUGGUGGCCUUAGUGGAAUGGUGGCUACCACCGUCAUCCAGCCCGUUGACAUGGUCAAGGUCCGCAUCCAACUCUCUGGCGAAGGAACAGCUACUGGCCCUAAACCUUCUCCUUUGGCUGUCACUCGACAAAUCAUUGCCAGCGGAAAAUUCCUUGACCUCUAUACUGGUCUAUCAGCUGGUCUUCUGCGCCAAGCUGUUUACACCACAGCCCGCUUGGGCAUGUUCGAUACACUCAUGAAGAACUUGUCCGCCCGAGCAAAGGCUGAUGGCCGUUCAGUCGGUUUCUCAGAGCGAGCCACAGCUGGUCUUACAGCCGGUGGUAUUGCUGCCAUGAUCGGUAACCCUGCUGACUUGGCACUCAUCCGAAUGCAAAGUGACGGCCUCAAGCCUCUUGCCGAGCGAAAAAACUACAAGUCCGUCAUUGAUGCUCUUACCAGCAUCGCCAAGAGCGAAGGUGUAGGAGCUCUCUGGGCCGGUGCUGCUCCCACAGUUGCCCGUGCCAUGGCUCUCAACUUUGGUCAGCUUGCCUUUUUCAGUGAGGCCAAGGUCCAACUCAAGAAGAACACCGACCUCUCUGCCCGCACGCAGACUCUAACAGCGAGUGCCAUUGCUGGUUUCUUUGCUUCAUUCUUCUCGCUGCCUUUCGACUUCGUCAAGACACGUCUGCAGAAGCAGUCCAAGGGCCCCGAUGGCAAGCUCCCCUACCGAAGCAUGAUGGACUGCUUCUCCAAGGUUGCCAAGCAGGAGGGUCUCGGCCGUUUCUAUCGUGGUUUCGGCACAUACUACAUCCGCAUUGCUCCCCACGCUAUGGUGACAUUGAUUGUUGCCGACUACCUUGGCUGGAUCACCAGGUAA
Fusarium sp. VM40 is the source of this 999-nucleotide messenger RNA. NCBI's taxonomy places the organism in Eukaryota, Fungi, Ascomycota, Sordariomycetes, Hypocreales, Nectriaceae. The record is from the annotation of a GenBank genome assembly.